CUUGUAAAAGCAGCAUCUUCAGUAACCAGAGAACUCUUUUCUCCUGAUGUCUGCAGAAUAUUUCGAGUAUUUUGCUCCAGACUUCACUCUGCAUCCUGAUGUCAGCACCAGGAUCGAGAACCAGAACUCCAGACAGUACCUGGAACAGAUCCGUCAGACCGUGUUUGAGAACCUGAAGAUGCUGAACCACGCGCCCAGCGUCCAGAUCCACGACGUCCCGUCAGAUAUGCUGAACUACGAGCGCACAGACGACCCCGACCCGGACGAGAGGGGAGCUGAGGAGAACUACACCCGACAAGAGGCAGCCAACGAAUUCUACGACGGCGACCAUGACAACAACAAAGAGAGCGACGUAGAAAUUUAAAGCUGAAGGAUUUCUGAGGAUUUGACCAAAAGAGACAAAGAGCCGAUUUGGACAGUUAAGGAUUUGGAAUACACUUCUGUUUUCUUCUA
Messenger RNA from Oryzias melastigma (Indian medaka), 453 nucleotides. Its product is annotated as histone deacetylase 3-like. The record is from RefSeq and is a predicted model, not a curated record. The coding region runs from base 47 to 364 and encodes 105 amino acids. NCBI's taxonomy places the organism in Eukaryota, Metazoa, Chordata, Actinopteri, Beloniformes, Adrianichthyidae. The transcript has 3 exons.